UUGAUACUGAGAAAAAUGAUAGCUUUAAAAAUCAAUUUCUCUCAACAAUAUUGAAGAAAUUGCAUGAUUGCUGUCACAAAAACGAUUAAUAUUGCAAAUGAUUGUUGAAUUUUAUCUCAGUUAUUAAAGUGCAAUGUUGAAAGUAAUAUAAUGGCAGAAAAACACGAGAAAGAAGGCAAGCUGAAUAGUCACCUGACUGGUGAUUCUGUGCGAGUGGUAGCCGAGUCUGUUGGAAUUAAUGGCUUACCUGACACAGCUGCGACAUACCUUGCUGAGGAUUGUACUUACAGGCUUAAACAAAUUGUCCAGGAAGCUGUGAAGUUUAUGAACCAUAGUAAAAGGAGUAAGCUUACAUGUACAGACUUUGACAAUGCUCUUAGAGCAGAAAAUGUUGAGCCGUUGUAUGGGUUUCACACCCCUGACCUGAUACCAUUCCGGUAUGCCAGUGGCGGAGGCCGUGAACUUCAUUUCACAGAAGAUAAAGAAUUAGACCUACAGGACGUUAUAAAUGCGACAUUGCCAAAAGUUCCUCUAGAUAUUUCUAUGAAAGCACAUUGGUUAUGCAUUGAUGGAGAACAGCCGGCUAUCCCAGAAAACCCUCCACCGGCUACGAAAGAUCAACAAAAGAUGGAGAUAUUAGACACGUCGGUAAAAUCUGCCAUAGACAAGAGUCAUAAGCCGGCUAAAUCAUUGACAAAUGGUGGUAGACUACCACAUAAACCAAAGGGAGUGUCAGAUCUUGUGAAGAUGAAGGAAUUAAGUGUCCAUGAGUUGUCUGUUGAGCAACAGCUGUACUACAAGGAGAUAACAGAGGCUUGUGUUGGUUCAGAUGAAGGCAAGAGGUCUGAGGCCUUGCAGAGUCUCGCCACUGACCCAGGUCUUCAUCAAAUGUUGCCACAUUUUACAAGCUUUAUAUCUGAAGGGGUGAAGGUGAAUGUUGUACAGAAUAAUUUAGCAUUGUUGAUUUACCUGAUGAGGAUGAUGAAGGCAUUAAUGGAAAAUCAAACCAUCUACCUGGAAAAAUAUUUACACGAGUUUGUACCAGGUGUAAUGUCAUGUAUAGUAAGUAAACAACUGUGUAUGAGACCUGAUGUAGAUAAUCACUGGGCACUGAGAGAUUUUGCUGCCAGGCUGAAUGCACAGAUCUGUAGAAAUUUUCAUAACAACGUAAACAACAUCCAGGCAAGAAUAACAAAGACGUUCAGUAAAGCCGUCAGGUCUGAGAAAGCAGCUUUAGCUACAAUAUAUGGUGCUUUAUCAGGUCUGGGAGAAUUAGGUGCCGAGGUAAUAAAUGCGUUUGUGUUGCCGAACCUGAAGAUGAUUGGAGAACGAGUAAAAAUAGCUCUAGAAGGUCCCGUCAUGAAUAGUGCAGACAGGAUUGCUGCAGAUAAUAUCAAGAAAAUUGCUGCGAAAUACAUCCCUCCUGUAUUGAAGACACAUCGGCCAAGUACGGAUACAGUAGAAGAUUAUUUAAAUGAGUUUGGUUAUCUUGGACCGUUGUUACAUGCCGCGGUCGCUAAAGAGCGAUCAGCUUCUACAUCCAGCAUCAACAUACAACAAAAACCUACAAUACAUAUACCUCAGGCAGGAAAACCACAUAUUCUCAUAGGAACUCCGGGCACGGUGCCUGGCUCUGCUCCUCAGACUCCAACAUCAGCCAGGAUCCAGCAGACUAGCAUUACAAUUCCACGGACGCCGACAACACCUAAUAUAUCUGGGAACACUGCUCAAAAGUUUGUCAUCAUGCAGCAACAGAGGCCUGGCACACCUGUCCAGACUGGGGGAACUUCUCUUGUUAAAAUGUUACCAACUUCCGUUCAGCAAGGGGGAAUGACUCAAACUACCACUGGAGGACAGAAGGUUGUUGUUAUGUCCCUUCCCCAAUCUGUGUCUGUUUCUCAGCCUCUUCAACAAGUGCAGGGCACCAGUAGUGAUGUUGGGAUGAAAUCUGUGUUUACAACAGGGGACCAGGCACAAGCCCAAGUUUCACUAUUGAAAAGUGAUCCAAAUACUUGAAUAAGUACAAUCAUUUUACAUUAACAGGAUUAAGUAUGUGUUCAAAUUGACGAAAUGGCAGCAAAUAUUUCCAAAGGAAGUUU
Ruditapes philippinarum (Manila clam) is the source of this 2099-nucleotide messenger RNA. Its product is annotated as transcription initiation factor TFIID subunit 6-like. Gene Ontology annotation, biological process: transcription initiation at RNA polymerase II promoter; RNA polymerase II preinitiation complex assembly. Lineage: Eukaryota; Metazoa; Mollusca; Bivalvia; Venerida; Veneridae. The transcript is spliced from 12 exons. Gene Ontology annotation, cellular component: transcription factor TFIID complex; SAGA complex; SLIK (SAGA-like) complex. The coding region runs from base 151 to 2016 and encodes 621 amino acids. The record is from RefSeq and is a predicted model, not a curated record. Gene Ontology annotation, molecular function: transcription coactivator activity; protein heterodimerization activity; RNA polymerase II general transcription initiation factor activity.